Molecule: messenger RNA, 3151 nt
Organism: Gigantopelta aegis
Lineage: Eukaryota; Metazoa; Mollusca; Gastropoda; Neomphalida; Peltospiridae
Product: sulfate transporter-like
Exons: 2
Coding region: 1-2082 (693 amino acids)
Biological process (GO): transmembrane transport
Cellular component (GO): membrane
Molecular function (GO): sulfate transmembrane transporter activity; oxalate transmembrane transporter activity; chloride transmembrane transporter activity
Source: RefSeq, a predicted model, not a curated record
AUGGCGGGCGAACAGGACUCGUUGUUGACUCUGCAAUCUUCCACAAACAUGGAGAUUCCUUUACAAACGAAGCCGUCGGACGACGUGUUUGAAACGAUUAUCAUUAAACGGCGAGUCUACACCCAACAGGACUUGGACAAUGUCUACAAUGACACACCAACACCGAAAACCUUGAAAGAACGCAUCAGAAAUACCUGUCGGUGUUCGAAGCAGACAGUCUGUAACGGUAUCCUGUCCAUGUUACCCAUUGUUAUGUUUGUCAGAUGGUACAAGUGGAGACAGAACCUGGUCGGUGACAUAAUGGCAGGCCUCUCAGUUGCCUUCAUGCACCUACCGCAAGGUAUCGCAUUCGGCAUCCUCGCAUCCCUUACACCCGUUUAUGGGUUGUACAGUACGUUCUUUGGAAUAGUCUUUUACGCAAUCUUUGGCACGUCUCGACAUGUUUCUUUUGGAACUAACGCUGUAUUAGCGCUUCUCACUGCCACUAUAGUGGAAAGGGAGGCGGAUUUAAAAUAUGGUGGUGUAGACAUUUCUUCAAACCUAAGUACGGUUGACCCAACUAUAGAUAAUGAAAGACUGGAGUACAAAGUUGGUAUUGCAAUGGCUGCUGCUUUUAUGUCUGGGAUCAUUCUGCUUGUAAUGGGUUUACUGCGAUUAGGGUUUAUUACCAGCUAUCUAGCCGUCUCUUUUGUCGGUGGGUUUACAACGGCAGCAGCAUUUCACAUUGCAACCAGUCAAGUCGGCAAAAUAUUUGGCCUCAAAGUCGGAAGUCACUCUGGAGCUGGCAAACUAAUUCUGGUGUAUGUGGACAUAAUUAAGAAUCUUGGAAACACAAAUGUUGGGGAUCUCGUUGUUGGCCUGAUAAGCAUUGCGAUCUUAUUAGCGGUGAAGGUUGGAAUCAAUGAACGUUAUGGGAAAAAACUGAAAAUGCCUGUACCUAUAGAUCUGAUACUUGUUAUCAUAGCAACAAUAAUUUCUCAUUUUGCAGAGUUCGAAAGACGCUUCGGAAUUCACGUAGUCGGGGAUAUUCCGUCUGGGAUGCCAGUGCCACGUGUUCCAAAUUUAAGCGUCUUGGGUAGAAUAGGUCAGGACAGCUUCAUAAUAGCUAUACUGGCCUUUGCUAUGACAAUAUCCAUGGCAAAGCUUUGUGCCGCUUUGCAUGACUAUGAAAUAGACAGCAACCAAGAGUUGGUGGCCUACGGAGCAACCAACCUGCUCGGGUCAUUUUUUCAGAGUUUUCCAAUGUGUGUUGCGCCACCAAGAACCAUGAUCCUAAGUUCACUUGGUGCCAGAUCUACACUUAAUGCGAUUCCAUCUGCCAUCUUUAUUCUGAUAGUUUUGCUCGUGGCGGGUCAACUCUUUGUCUCUCUUCCGAUACCAGUCCUAGCAGCAAUGAUUAUAGUGGCCAUGAAGAAUUUACUACUUCAAGUCAGACAACUCCCUAAUCUUUGGAGGGUCAGCAAAGCAGAUUUUGUAAUUUGGCUGGCAACAGCAUUGGUGUCGAUCCUAGUUGAUCUUGAUAUCGGCCUUAUUGUGGGAGUUGGAACGUCCAUCUUUACCAUUAUCGUCCAGAGUCAGUUUUCGACUGGGCAGCUGGUUGGAAUCUCAGACCAAGAAGAUAUUUACCUUGACCUUAAGUGUCAUAAGAAUAUCAAAGAACUGAAAGGAAUAAAAAUAUUCUACUUUAACACGAUGCUCUUUUUUGCCAGUGCAGAAAAAUUUAAAUCUCAGCUUUUCGAGAAAACGUUUAACCCAUUAACUAUAGCGGCGAGUCAGAGUAUUAACGUUGAUGAGCCGGAGGACAACAAACUGUCAAGCGAAAUGCUGAUACAUCACAUCAUUAUAGACUGUUCAGCAAUGACCUACAUUGACAUGGCUGGCGUAAAUGUCCUCAAGAUGGUCAUUAAGCAAUUCAAGGGAGCUGGAACAGAACUAUUUUUAGCAAACUGUGGCCGCUAUAUGCUGGUUGUGAUGGAGAGAGCUCAGGUAUAUGACAUCCUGCCAAAAGAUCAUGUUUUCUUCAGUGUACAGGAUGCUGUGAUCAAAGCUGCAGGAGGUGGAUCAUUUGUGGCGAAACUAUAACAUGGGGUUUGAUUGGGUUCCAUCGUUGUAGCAUUGUGGUCCACGAGUUUCGAGGGUUAGUAUGGAGUUGAUCUUCAAACAGACUAUCGAGUACAAACAUGGAACAAAAUAAAAUAAAAUGGAUGAAUAUAAUAUAUUAAAUUCAUUCAUCAUACACUAUUAGUAUUAGUAUUAAGGCAGCUUUAAAAACAUGUCCUUCUGAACAUGAAGCCAACCAAAUCAGAUUCUGUGAGAAUCUGACAGUACAAUAAUAGUAAUGGAAAGGAAGGAAGUAAUGUUUUAUUUAACGCAUGGUAAUUACGGAUAUAUGGACCACUGAGAUAAGAGAGAAAAAACGUUGUAGCACCAGUGGAUCAUUUAUAUAUAUAUGUACCAUCCCAUAGACGGAAUAAUAUACACCACAGCAUUUGCUAAACCAGUUGUGUAGCACUGGCUGGAAUGAGAAAUAGCCCAUUGGGCUUACCGACGAAGAUAGAUCCUAGACUGACCGAGAAUGAGGCUAGCGCUGUACCUCUGGGCUGUCUCGUCCCUAUAAUAAUUUAUUAUAAUGGCUUAAGUUACAACCUUGUCAAAACCACCUUUACUCUGCCUUCUGCUGAAAUAUGAUUUUUAUUACAUCGUUUUAUUUUAUUUUAUUGAUUUGGUUAUCAAUUAUGCGGGAAGGUGCAACGCUUUAGAACAAGGCACACAUUAUAUUCUACCACAAAUGCUUUAAAAUGUUCUACCGAAUAUACCAAACUCUUAUUCUUAAAAUUAUAAUGCUUGUAAAAGUCAAGUCGGUUAGCUUGGUAAAAUGCUUGCUUGAUGCGCGAUUUAUUUAAGGAUCUAGGAUCGAUACCCGUUAGCUGACCCGUGGAGCAAUGUUUCGCGUUCCAACCAGUGCUCCACAACUGUCAUGGUAUGUACUAUCCAGUCAUGAGGAUUAUGCAUGUAAAAUAUCCCUUGCUGCUAAUAUAUAAAAGUUUAGGACAUGAUGUGGUAGCGACGAGUUUCCUCUCUCAAUACCUUUGUGGUCUUUAUCCAUAUGUAGUCGUUUCAUUUACCCCUUUACCUUAGUUUGACAACCAAA